Salarias fasciatus (jewelled blenny) is the source of this 1358-nucleotide messenger RNA. It is a transcript of the gene ino80c, whose product is annotated as INO80 complex subunit C. Bases 99 to 722 code for a protein of 207 amino acids. The transcript has 5 exons. Lineage: Eukaryota; Metazoa; Chordata; Actinopteri; Blenniiformes; Blenniidae. The record is from RefSeq and is a predicted model, not a curated record. Gene Ontology annotation, biological process: chromatin remodeling. Gene Ontology annotation, cellular component: Ino80 complex.
GGUCGUCCAUGUUUACAGUCGCAAUGGCGGCGAGCUACGGCUAACUGUCGAGAGAAAUAUCUGCAGAUAGUUUAUACUUACAGGCUCCGUCGCAACAAAUGGCCUCUCAGAUCCCGAUUACCGUGAGGACUCAGUCGCCGGCCGCCAGCUCUGCGGCUCUGCGGGGGAAGAAACGUCCUGUUAGUCCGGGGUUGUGUGUCGUCCAGCAGGCCGCCGGGAGCAACAGCAGCAGCGGCGGCAAGAAGAAGAAGGGAGCGGUGGCUGUGAUGCAGACAACGCCACAGACACAGAUUGCAGCAGUCGAGACAGUGGUUGAGGUGAAGUCAGUCACUUCAACAGACAGCGGCCCAGCCGCCACCACCACCACCACAGAAGCAAAGCCUCCACCGUUUAAAGACGCCACAUUUAUGCAUUCUGGGAUUGGUGGAGCUGCAGCAGGCAAAAAGAACAGGACCUGGAAAAACCUCAAGCAGAUUCUGGCUUUGGAGCGGACUUUACCCUGGAAACUUAAUGACCCAAACUACUACAACAUUGACGCUCCUCCCUCCCUGAAGCCUGCCAAAAAAUACUCCGACAUCUCCGGACUCCCGGCAAACUACACAGACCCUCAGACGAAGCUCCGCUUCACAUCAACUGAGGAGUUCGCCUACAUCCGUCUCCUCCCCACUGAUGUUGUUACAGGCUACCUGGCUCUCCGAAAGGCAACAUGCAUCGUGCCCUGAGAGCAGAGCAAGGCAUCAAAACCCUGAACCAAGCUCAUAAUUGACAGGGAUGGGACGAUGCAGACCUGCUCACACUGCUGAAACAUUCACACUGCUUUUAUCAGAAAGGCAGUUUGAGUCAUGGUCGUCACUGUGUGACGAAAUAAAUGAACGUUGAUUUUGAUUUCCUGUCGUUUUGGAAGGAAUGCCAUGACCUUUUUUUGAUCAUGGCGGGGUCCAAGGUGUUGGAUUUUAUAUUGUUAUAGAUGAUCUUUCUAACAUCAUCCAUUUCUCAUUGAUACAAUAAAAGUCUCCAAAUUAUUUUCACUUCUGCCUACUUGUUCUAAUCUCCACAUGCCUGGUAUCUCUUUCACAUGCUGGAGGAAGUCUUUCUACUUUCCCAGAACAGAUUCUAGAUAUUGGGAUGUUUUCACUAACCCCCUUAUAUCAUAUUUCAAACACCAUGUACAAGCAAUACUUGCUACAAUGUGGUGUGUCGCUGUGUAAAAUAUGUGUUUCCUGUUGUGUAAGUCCAGUCUGGCUGUGGGAGAGACAAGUUGUCAGCGAGUUUGCCAAGCUGUUUGAAGGAUCCUGUUAGUUUUCUACUGACUGUCAGCUACUUCUUAUAAAGUGCCCAUUAAAACCAGCUUGGAGUUA